AGGCACUGGCGGCUGGCGGCUCCCCUACAUCACAUCGCGUUUCCGUUCCCACUUUCACAUCAACACUCCUGCAAUCCCCUCAGAUCCUCCGCACCACUCUCGUCUCCCUGCUGGCUGUUGCACGUAUUCGCACACCAGCUCUCCCAGAUCCAUUGUUGGUCCAGCUGAACCCCGCCCACACAAACACAAUAAUACCACGUAGCCAACAUGACGCUCUACUACAGCCUGGUCUUCAUGCUCCUGGUGACGGAGAUGCUCAUCUUCUGCGCCCUCAUCGUCCCUCUUCCCUUCACAUGGCGCCGCAAGCUCUUCACCUUCAUCUCGGAGAGCCCCAUAAUAGCAAAGCUGCAAUAUGGCAUGAAGAUUACCUUCAUCUUCAUCCUGAUUCUGUUCAUUGACAGCGUCAACCGCGUAUACCGCGUGCAGAUUGAGCUUUCUGGCUCAGACGACAAUGGCCGCGGAGGAAACGUCGCUGCUGGAGGCAUUGAGCGCAUGGAGGUCCAGGCUCGCAAGUUCUACUCGCAGCGCAACAUGUACCUUUGCGGCUUCACCCUCUUCCUGUCGCUCAUCCUCAACCGCACCUACGUCAUGAUCCUCGAUGUUCUCCGUCUCGAGGAGGAGGUCAAGACCCUGAAGGGCGACCCCGCCACCAAGAAGGGCUCUUCCCUGAAGGAUGUUGGCGGUGCCGGCGAGGUUGGAGCUCUCAAGAAGGAGCUUGAAGCCAAGGACCGCGACAUGGCGAACCUGAAGAAGCAGGUCGAGAACAUGCAGAAGGAAUACAACCGCAUGGGCGACCAGGUCUCUGGCAAGCAGUAGAUGCACACGGUAGCUUCGAAUGGACACGGAUGCAGCCGGCGCUGGCUUCCCAAAGUCCAGGAGAGGUUUUAACUACGAUUAUACCUUCAAAUUUGAAGCUUCAAGGGCCCUGUGCCGGUGGACACCAGCCGUGCACACGAUUAUAUCGUCUUUGUUCUUAGGGUGUAAGAGGGAUUAGGAGGAA
Alternaria alternata is the source of this 1000-nucleotide messenger RNA. Its product is annotated as BAP31 domain-containing protein. The transcript is spliced from 3 exons. Gene Ontology annotation, cellular component: endoplasmic reticulum membrane; endoplasmic reticulum. Bases 208 to 816 code for a protein of 202 amino acids. Lineage: Eukaryota; Fungi; Ascomycota; Dothideomycetes; Pleosporales; Pleosporaceae. The record is from RefSeq and is a predicted model, not a curated record. Gene Ontology annotation, biological process: endoplasmic reticulum to Golgi vesicle-mediated transport; intracellular protein transport.